Balaenoptera acutorostrata (minke whale) is the source of this 692-nucleotide messenger RNA. It is a transcript of the gene CMTM5, whose product is annotated as CKLF like MARVEL transmembrane domain containing 5. Gene Ontology annotation, cellular component: membrane. The record is from RefSeq and is a predicted model, not a curated record. The transcript is spliced from 5 exons. NCBI's taxonomy places the organism in Eukaryota, Metazoa, Chordata, Mammalia, Artiodactyla, Balaenopteridae. The coding region runs from base 1 to 468 and encodes 155 amino acids.
AUGCUCAGUGCUUGGAAUCGCCGGGACCGGCCCCCUGAAGAGGGGGCAGCUGCGGGGCUCCAGGGCUUCACCGUGGACAAGACGUUCCUCUCGUCCCUCAAAGGCAUCCUGCUGGAAACUGAGCUGGCCCUGACCUUCAUCAUCUUCGUCUGUUUCACGGCCUCCAUCUCCGCCUACAUGGCUGCUGCGCUACUAGAGUUCUUCAUCACGCUAGCCUUCCUCUUCCUCUACGCCACCCAGUACUACCAGCGCUUCGAUCGGCUGAACUGGCCCUGUCUGGACUUCCUCCGCUGUGUCAGCGCCAGCAUCAUCUUCCUGGUGGUCUCCUUUGCGGCUGUGACCUCCCGGGACGGAGCUGCCAUUGCUGCUUUUGUUUUUGGCAUCAUCCUGGUUUCCGUCUUUGCCUACGAUGCCUUCAAGAUCUACCGGACUGAGAUGGCACCCAGGGCCACCCAGGGGGACCAGUAGUGAUACUGGGGCUACCUGGCUCCUGAGCCCAGCCAGAAAAGGGGGACAGCAGAGCCCAGACACGUCUCCUUUGGACUCACUAGCUCCCCAGCCUACUGUCCAUCACCCCAGCCUACAGCGAUGGAGCCAGGCCUGAGAAGUCACCGGGGAUUUGUCUGUGGGGCCUGGUGUUCUGAGAUCUGGCUUCUGAUGAAGCUCGGCCAGGGAGGGGGUGUUAUGGACGA